Molecule: messenger RNA, 1458 nt
Organism: Thyridium curvatum
Lineage: Eukaryota; Fungi; Ascomycota; Sordariomycetes; Thyridiales; Thyridiaceae
Exons: 2
Coding region: 1-1458 (485 amino acids)
Source: RefSeq, a predicted model, not a curated record
AUGCCUUCCGUGCAGGAGUUCCAGCUCCAUCCCUUGGGAUGGGAGACUGACCCAGAGGAGGAGCGUUUCAAGCUCUCCACGCUUGACUACUUGACGACGACAACCUGGACCAGUAUGGCACUGUUUUUCAAGGUUGAGGAUUCCGAGAGGAGAAAGAUUAUGUCUGUACUGAAGAAUGGUUUGGAGCGGACUCUGAGCCAGACUCGGCACCUUGUCGGCACCAUUGAAAAGGAUCCAGACGGCCACCAUUCCAUUGUCCGCAAGAAGACAAGUACCGUCCAGUUUGUUGUCCAGAAUCUUGCACCUAACGAGUUCCCAUCCUUUGACACCAUCUCAAAGAGCCACUUCCUCUCCAGCGCCCUAGGCAACGUCGAUAUUCUAUGCAACCCUCCUAUGACCUGUGGCAACAAGCCAGAGGCACAUCCUGACAAUAGCCCUGCUCUGUCAUCCUUCAAAGCCAAUUUCAUCACAGGCGGUCUUAUUUUCAACAUACACACCCACCACUACAGCAACGGCAUCUUAAGCUUCAACGCACUCGUCCAGCAGUUGGCCGAGAACUGCUACGCUAUUUCGAAAGGAUCCGAGUUCCCAUCAUGGGAUCCAAGGUGCCUCGAUCGCAACCUGUUCGGUUACCUGGGUUUUGAUAGGCCGUCAAACAAAACACUCCAAAUCGAGGCGCCUCCCCGGGCUACAGACAACACCCAGUACAAGCCAUCGCAAUCUAUGCUGUUCCAUCUGCCCAAGAGUCGAGCCGCCGAGCUCAAGAAGGCUGCAGCUUCCAGCGGUGCCUGGAUCUCGACAUACAAUGCCAUGUGCGCACUCGUGUGGCGGACUCUCACAAAACUUCGCAUGUCUAUCUACAAGCCCGACCCGAACUUCAAGCCGCUCUGGGCAGAAGGCGUUAGCAUAGCCAAGUUGUUCACGGAUCCCCCAAUGCCUGCUCGAAUGCAGAGCAACCUGCAGAUCGAUAUCACGUCAACCAUGUUGGACAUGCCGCAGUGGACCGUGUCCGAGAUUGUCUCAGCGCCGUUAUACAAGCUUGCGCUGUACACACGUCAGAUGACUGACAGCGUCACGGCCGGUAUGCUUGCUGACAGGCUGCAGAAGCUGGCGCACGUGCGGAACAAGUGGGACUUGUCCAUCAACGUCGACUCCUUCCCGCCAAUGUCGCAGCUCUUCACCGACUGGCGCUACGCGAAAAUCUGUACUUAUGACUUUGGCUUUGCGGAGCCCAGUGCUUUUCGGCACCUGUUUGGGGGAGUGUCGCGCCAGGCCCUUGUCUACCCCCCGCACAAGGGUCCCGCUGGGGGGGACGAGGGAAUGGAAAUCCUGGUCACGGUCGAGAUUGAGCUUAUGCAGCGACUGCUGGAGGAUCCGGAGUGGAAUAGAUACUUUGAAUUCAGGGGCAUUGAUGCCUCUGAGGAAGCUAGUUUCACUGGCCAGAGAGCUAAGUUGUGA